Messenger RNA from Myripristis murdjan (pinecone soldierfish), 1032 nucleotides. It is a transcript of the gene tcima, whose product is annotated as transcriptional and immune response regulator a. Gene Ontology annotation, cellular component: cytosol; nucleus. The transcript has a single exon. The record is from RefSeq and is a predicted model, not a curated record. NCBI's taxonomy places the organism in Eukaryota, Metazoa, Chordata, Actinopteri, Holocentriformes, Holocentridae. The coding region runs from base 142 to 444 and encodes 100 amino acids. Gene Ontology annotation, biological process: negative regulation of Notch signaling pathway; endothelial cell activation involved in immune response. Gene Ontology annotation, molecular function: Notch binding.
CUCCUUCAUGCACUCAGCCUCUACCGCUCCUGCCACGCAGUGCGCACUGAACGGAGUUGAGGGGCCACAUUUGGAGCAGCCUCAAGCCAACCAGAGAAAGCCAGGAGACACACCGGCAACCACCGGAGAAACAGAGGCGAGAUGUCUACCUACGUGCACUCCGAAUGCCGCCGGGUCAGCCCCUCGGUCCACGGCAACAAGUUUGACACGGCGCACCGCAAGAGAGCCGUGGCCAACAUCUUCGAGAACGUCAACCAGGACGCGCUCAUGCGUCUCUUCCAGAAAACGGGCGACAUGAAGGCGGAGGAGAGGGUGAGGAGCAUCUUCUCCUACACACAGGACCCCGAGGAGACGGCCAAGGCUUUGAUGGCUCUGAAGCAGCGCAAGAAGGACAAGUUCCUCCAGAUCGCGGGCAUGGUCCGGCAGCUGCUCCGGCUGCGUUGAGCUGCGUCUCCCUCUCCGUGUCCUUUCUCUGUCUCUCAGCUCCGAAUGAGCUGAAUGUGAAUGCGCUCCCGCUAUGACCAGGUGACCCGAGGCUCACCUGUCGCCGGGGAAAGAAGCAUCGAUAAGGUGUGGACGUGAAAGUCAAGCCGGCCGCCCGGAUGCCAACAGUAAUGUCACUACAGUGGAUGAUGGAGGUGACAGCAGCGCGUCCUGCCCUGUGGAUACAAAGUGAACACAUGGAGCAAAAUGGAAUGACUGGGAAUCCGAAGGGCCCGAGCGUCCUCCCUGAGACUUGAUAACAAAGAUGCAUUCCUGUGGAUGUGUGACUCUGAAGCCGCACCUCAGUCAGGUGCACAUUACACUGCUGAUGCUGGAGAACAGCUACAAUGACUGUCUAGUGCCGAAGAACAUGCCUAUUACAAAUGCCUGUCCUUUGAAAACAUGCCUUCUCUCUGUUAUCAGCUCCACCUUGUUAUAAUCUCACUAUUCAUUAGUGGCCACUAAUGUGUUUUGUUGUUAUAGCUCAGUGCAUUUAUGAAAUGUUCCUAUUUGCCAUUUUUAAUAAAUUAUUGUAUACAUAAACUGAAA